UGCUUUGCCCACCUCCUGCUGUGGACGGCCAUUUGGCAAGAGAGUCUCGGAGUGAUCGUGCACUUGACUCAAAGCGGAGUCCUUCGGAAGCCAGAUGCUCCCCCUCCCACCUUUGGACUGAGAGAUGGAGACCUUGAGCGUGGAGGUGAACAUGUCUGUAGAGGAAGGGGCAGCGAUGGCGGCGGAGCUGGAAAAGGAGGCCCAGAAGGCACCCCGCUAUAAACUAUGGGCAGGAGUUAAAGCCCCACAAGUUGUCCACACCGGUACUAUUGGAGAGUUGCAGAUGGUGGCUGCUCCAAAACAGAUGAAACGUGAACCAGAGGAAGGGUUGCAGCAGCGCUGGGAAGCCCAGUGGCAGGAGUUCCUGAGGAUGCUUCAAGCCCCUGACUCUCGGUGGGGGAACCCACGGGUGGCCACUGGACCCACACCCUGGGAGGAUGCUAAGGCUUUCCUGGCCUCCUUUGAGCAGGUUGCGUCAGCUUGUCGAUGGCCUCACGACAAGUGGGUGACCCUCCUCUUGCCGGCCCUCAGCGGAGAAGCCGAGCAGGCCUUCAGAAGCCUCAGUGCCCAAGACAGAGAGGAUUAUGGGAAGGUAAAAGCGGCCAUCUUGCAAAGAGAGGCUGUUGUGAGGGAGAAGCAGCGUCAGCACUUCAGGCGGUUCUGCUACCAGGAAGUGGAAGGCCCGAGAGUGGUUUAUGGGAGACUCCAGCAGCUUUGCCGUCGGUGGCUGAAAACAGAGAGGCACUCGAAGGAAGAGAUUUUGGAGCUGCUGAUCCUGGAGCAGUUCCUGACCGUCUUGCCCCAGGAAAUGCAGAGCUGGGUCCGGGAACGUGUCCCCGAGUCCUGUGCGCAGGCUGUGUCCCUGGCUGAGGAUUACUUGUUGAAGCAGAACACACUGAAAGGGGAAGCUCAGGUUUUGCCGCCUUCCGGGAGGGCAGGUGUGGAUUCCUCCGAAACAGAUCCAAUUCCAUCGCCUGACGGGUGGAAGAGUCAACUUGGCAAGGUUGGGAAGCCACCCAGGAAAGCAGAUGGAGACUCGUGUGAUGAGAUGGAGGAGCCCCAUCUCGGAGGUCCUGUGCUGGUGGCACUGAAAGAGGAGCUGCCGGAAGGAGACCACACCUUCCCCUGUUCCGCGGAGGUGACGGGGCUGCGGAUUCAGCAGGGAUCUGAGAAGGAAGAGGGAGAGCAUCCCGAGGAGUCUGAGGCUGGGGCUGUUCUUUAUUGGGAAGGAGUGCUUGAGGGGUAUCCUCUUCAGCCACUGGAGGUACAAGAUCCAUCCUCACGAAGAGACGAGUCUUCCCGGGGUUAUGAAGAAGAAACACCACUUGGGAGACAAGAGGGGCCCAGGCCAGAGAAGAGCAUGGAGGGCGCUCUUCCCAGCAGGGGAGGGAACGUCCGGUGGGAAGACGCCAAAGGCCUGCCCCGACUUCACCACUGCUACUGCGGAAGGAGCUUCAAGCACCGCUGUAAUCUGAAGGCCCACGAGAGGACCCACACCGGCGAGAAGCCGCACAAGUGUUCCGACUGCGGGAGGAGUUUCGGCAAGGGGUCGACCCUCCGGGCGCACGUGCGGACCCACACGGGCGAGAAGCCCUACAUGUGCUCGACGUGCGGGAAGAGGUUCACGACGCGCUCGGGUCUCCUGACGCACGAGAGGAUCCACACCGGCGAGAAACCCUACAAGUGCUUGGACUGCGGCCGCAGGUUCAUCCAGAAGUCGUGUCUGCUGGCCCACGAGAUAAGCCACAAGGGAGAGAAGUCGUACACGUGCUCGGACUGUGGGAAGAAUUUUGGGCACAGCUCAGGGCUUCGGGUGCAUCGGAGAAUCCAUUCUGGGGGGAAAGCUGUGCAGGGGAUGUUAGAGGAGGCGGCUGUGAACUCCGCUAAGGCAGGACAGGUUCCAUCAGAGCCGGACGACAAGUUGAGUUUAACGGCUGUUGGGCAGGUGCAUGAGGAUUUGGGGAAUAGUCUUCAGGAGGAAGGUAGUGAGCCUGUGGGACCAAGGGACGCAUCGGUGGAAAGGAGCAAUCUUCUCUGGUAUUGCAAACAGGCAGCAAGACUAGGGAGUCAGCAAGCCCCUGGUGGUGAGGGGGGGCAUGAUCCAAUGGAGCGUGUGGAUGAAGCACAUCUCUGUUGGGAAGGCAACUUACAUAGGGAUGAACCCCGAAACCGUGAUUGUGGGGGACUAGAAACAUGUGCUGAUGAAGAAGGAAACUUCAGACAGAGGCCUGGCCUUCUAAAAUGCCGAAGAACACACGUGGGAGUGAAACGAUACAAGUGCUCGGCGUGUGGCAAGAGCUUCAGCCGAAGCACCAACCUCCUGGUCCACGAAAGGACCCACACGGGAGAGAAACCAUACGAGUGCGCAGACUGCGGGAGAAGCUUCACCCACAGCUCCAAUCUCAGGGCACAUGAGAAAAUCCAUGCAGGAGACAAACCAUAUGUAUGCGCAGACUGCGGGCUGACCUUCUACAACAGCUCAAGCCUUACGGCCCACGAGAGAAUCCACACUGGGGAGAAUGUGUACAGAUGCCCGCACUGUGAGAAAGUCUUCACCCGCAGCUCUGUCUUCCGGAAACACGUGAGAAUCCACACGGGGGAGAAACCUUUCAAAUGCUCCGACUGUGGGAAAGGCUUCUCGCAGAGGUGCAACCUUAUUAUACACGAGAAGACCCACACGGGGGAGAAACCCUUUAAGUGCUCCGACUGCUGGAGGAGCUUCAGUCGGAAAUGUGACCUCGUGGCGCACAAGAGAAUCCACACAGAGGAAGACCCCUAUAAAUGUUCCCACUGUGGGAAGAGCUUCUCUCAGAAGUCCAACCUGGUGAUCCACGAGAGAAUCCACACGGACGAGAACCCGUAUCUGUGCUCGCACUGCGGGAAACGCUUCCGUCAGAAGGGAAACCUCGUGAUCCACGUGCGGAUCCACACGGGAGAGAAGCCAUACCAGUGUACAGACUGUGGGAAGAGGUUUAGUCAGAAGGGUAGCCUCACGUCACACGAGAGAAUUCACUCAAAGGAGAAGAGGACCAUUUAA
Messenger RNA from Gekko japonicus, 3037 nucleotides. Its product is annotated as zinc finger protein 665-like. The transcript has 6 exons. Gene Ontology annotation, molecular function: DNA-binding transcription factor activity, RNA polymerase II-specific; RNA polymerase II cis-regulatory region sequence-specific DNA binding. The record is from RefSeq and is a predicted model, not a curated record. Gene Ontology annotation, biological process: regulation of transcription by RNA polymerase II. Bases 125 to 3037 code for a protein of 970 amino acids. Lineage: Eukaryota; Metazoa; Chordata; Lepidosauria; Squamata; Gekkonidae.